This is a messenger RNA of Pollicipes pollicipes, 1302 nucleotides long. RefSeq lists its product as uncharacterized. Lineage: Eukaryota; Metazoa; Arthropoda; Thecostraca; Pollicipedomorpha; Pollicipedidae. The record is from RefSeq and is a predicted model, not a curated record. The coding region runs from base 51 to 884 and encodes 277 amino acids. The transcript is spliced from 6 exons.
CCCGCCGGCCGGUGCUAGUUGGUCCUGCGGCGUGAUUCCAAUCGGAGGUGAUGCUGCUCAGGUUGUGUUUGGUCGCCGCCCUGGUGGCGGUGGCUGCCAGUCAGUCCAGGCUCCGCCCGAGACAGCAGCAGAGGGUCCAGUUCCCGCAAACCUCGACGGACCGGUUCGGUCGGCGCACUACCACCACCACCACAACCAGCACCACAACCACCCCGGCUACCAAGACCAGUGAGGGCACCCUGCUGGUGCCCCCCAUCCCGGAGAAAUGCGCUACGCGUCCCAAGCACUGGAAGCUGGGGAGAAACUGGUACUUCUAUUCGGCCGAUGAGGCCGAGUUCCAGGAGACCGACCCGGAGUCGGGCGAGCUGGUCGGCAAGCGGUACGACUGGCUGGACGCCAGGAACCUCUGCCGGCGCUACUGUAUGGACAGCAUCAACAUCGAGAGUGAAGCCGAGUGGGAGAUGGUGAAGGGCAACGUCACCGACCGUGACAUCAUCUACAUCUGGACCUCGGGCCGUCUUUGUGACUUCAAGGGCUGCGAAUCGCGUGAGGACCUCAAGCCCCUUGACGUCAACGGCUGGUUCUGGUCGGGAACCAACGUCAAGCUCGCUCCCACCAACAAGACGCCGCCGGGCUGGCGCACACAGCCGUGGUCGCAGACCGGCCAUCUGAAGAAGCCGCAGCCGGACAACGCCGAAUAUGGCAUCAACCAGACCUCGGAGCCGUGCCUGGGCAUCCUGAACGGCAUCUACAACGACGGCGUCUCCUGGCACGACAUCGCCUGCUACCACAAGAAGCCCGUCUUCUGCGAGGACAGCAAGGUUCUGCUCGACUACGCUCGCGCCAUCAGCCAGCGCGACGGUCUGGGCCUCACCAUCGAAUAGGACGACAGCUGCCGGUGACGCGCGGCACUAGCAUUUGUGAGAGAUGCCACCAGACGGCGACACGGAUCACGACGGAACGAGGACGGGAGCUUGAGAGCACGUUCAACAACAGCAGUAGAUAACAACGUUCGUUCAACGGUGGCGAUGCUGUUGCUUGCUUAUGUCCGCAGACUGGCUCGAUGGGGGGAUGUUGUUACUGAAUGUUUGUGUGAUACGGACAAAGGGGUCCACAACAGUGCGGAAAAACAGGUCGCAAACGUGCUUUACUGAAUACCAAAACGUUAAACGGCGCUCUCACUCGCGAUGGACAAACGAAGCCCAAACAAUCUACUGUUUCGGCCAUGCUUCACUGGAAGAUACAUGAACCGAACUGUUUUUGUUUGAAAUUGAAAUACACACCUGUAAUAGGUAACAUUUA